Messenger RNA from Stegodyphus dumicola, 4295 nucleotides. It is a transcript of the gene cN-IIIB, whose product is annotated as cytosolic 5'-nucleotidase IIIB. The record is from RefSeq and is a predicted model, not a curated record. Gene Ontology annotation, molecular function: magnesium ion binding; 5'-nucleotidase activity. NCBI's taxonomy places the organism in Eukaryota, Metazoa, Arthropoda, Arachnida, Araneae, Eresidae. Gene Ontology annotation, cellular component: cytoplasm.
AGAAAAGAUACGAGCUUUGUAUUUUCACCUUAUGUUAUAUUUCAUCACAUAAAAACUGAAAUAAUUUAUACUGUGUAACUUACUUUGACUCAAAGUUAAAUGCAAAUUUCUGUCACCAUUAUCUGUUGAUAAAUCCAUUAUAUGUGCAUAUAAUAAAAAUGGUUUCAUUAUGUUAAUAAUUAUGAAACCUACGAAAUGUGCCAGAAAUUUCAUCUUAUAUUUUAAAAGCAUAUUUCAUAAUGAAAAGUUAAUUUCUUUCAAACUUUUAUAUUCAAGAUGCCAUGAAAUACAGAUGGAAGCAUUUAAAAAGGAAACUGUUCAUAUUAAAGAUCAUGAUCAUGUGGAAGAAAUUGUGUCACAGUUUGUUAAAGGUGGUGCAUCGAAAUUACAAGUUAUAGCUGAUUUUGAUUAUACGUUAUCACGUGCUCACAAGGAUGGUGUCAAAUGUGAUACCACGUAUGGCAUUCUAAAGAAAGCACCAUUUGUUCCAGAAGAUUAUAAAAUACAGACUACUUGUUUAUUUGAAUAUUAUCAUCCAAUUGAAAUUGAUCCUAAUCUCACUAAAGUGCAGAAAAUACCUUACAUGGUUGAAUGGUAUACAAAAAGCCUGAAUUUGAUGCCAAAAUCUGGAAUAAAGAAAGACCAAGUACCAGAAAUGGUUGAAUCUUCAAAUGUACAACUCAGGGAUGGCUGUGAUGUUGUAUUUAAAUCAUUGCAUCAACAUAAUGUGCCUUUGCUCAUAUUUUCUGCUGGAGUGGGUGAUCUAUUGAAGGAAGUGCUCAGACAAAAGAAUAUGUUAUAUCCAAAUAUGAAAAUUAUUGCUAAUUUUAUGCGGUUUGAUGAAAAGGAUAAGCUUGCUGGAUUUAAAGGUGCUUUCAUCCAUACUUUUAACAAAAACUUAACUUCUGUAGAAAACAGUGAUUAUUUCAACCAUUUAAAGUCUAGAGACAAUAUUAUCCUUCUUGGUGAUUCCUUGGGUGAUCUCGACAUGACAGAAGGAGUAAAUGACAUUAAUUCAAUUUUGAGGAUUGGUUUUCUUAAUCAUAGGAUUGAGGAGUAUCUGCCUGAAUACCUUGAUGCUUUUGAUAUAGUUUUGACAGAUGAUCAGACAAUGGAUGUUUUAAUUGGACUGUUAAAAAAUGUCCUGUAAAUAGUAGCUCUUUCAAAUUAAUAUAAUAUAUAUAUAUAUAUAUAGUGGAAAUGAAUGAUAUAUAUAAAUUUAUACUGAACAUUUACCUUGAACAGUAAAAAUAAUGCUGUUGAAGAGUUUUAUUUUUUAUUUAUUCAGUUGCAGAUGCCAUCAUAUGAGAAUUUAUUGUAUUCUGUUUCCAGCUGUGUUUGUGCUGAUAUAUUUUAUGUAAUUCAUUGCACAUGUUAAUAUUAAUUUACAUUAUCCAUAUGAUAGGAAAAUUAAGUGGGAUCAAAACUAUUUAGUAAAGCUAAUUUGGUUUUGAUUUACAUAAUAUUAACUGAAGAUUUGGAUUUUUCUGUUGGAUUAAGUAAUGCUGCUAUUUGUUUUAAGCACAAAUUUAAAAUAUAUUUUAUAUUGUUUUCUGUAUAAUUGAAAAGUUUAUACCAAAAACUUUUUAUGCUCUGAAUACUGAAGUUUCAAUAAUACAUUUUAUUAAGGGGGAGCAGAGAUUAGCCAUUUUAUACAUAUAAAUCUGUUGCAUAGAGACAUUUAUUUUAAUUACUGUUUAGAUGAGAAGAAUAUUUUUCUUAAAUUUAAAAUUAGUGUAAAUGUACUUGGAACCUUAAAAUAGUUAGCUUAUAACUUAGUUUAUUUAUCCUCUAUGCAUUAGAUUUUUUGUGUACUUAUUUUUUUAAAGUUUAUAUUUAUGGAAUUUCUGGAAAAUGUCUCUUUAUGAAAGAGUACUUACUUAUUUGAGGUAUUAUUCAUCUUGCUGGUGCUGUUUGUAACUUGAAAUUUUUAAACAUUUGGUACAAGUUUUUAUUUUUUACAUACAUUAUGUUCCAUAUUUAAGUCACAUGAAUUUUUCCCUUUUGAGGAUAGGAGGGGGAGGGGAACUCAUUUGGAGAUUUAAAAUUUAAAACUUCUCUUGCUCAAUGCUCAGCUAUGCAGUUUAAACAUAGUCAUAUUAGCAUUUAAUAUUGCUUUUGUUUUUAUAUUGCUUUUUUUUUUUUUUUUUUUUUUUUUGUUCAGAUUUCAUUUGACUUAGAUAUUAAAUGUUUAAAAUUCUUGCUAAUGGCAAUAUUUUAUUUAUUUUAUGCAAAAAAAAAAUUGAUUUCUGAAACAGGAUUUUAUCUCUGAAUGGGGUAUUUUUUUUUAAUAUGGCAAAAAACAUCCACAUAAAACUAAAAUUGCAAAUCACACUUGAAUUUCAGUGUGGAAAAGUAAAGAGUAAUGUAAAAUAAAUGAAUUAAUGAAAGUCUGACAGUUAAGUGUUAAUUAAUUUGGAAAUAAACAUAACAUGUUUGAAUAUUUGAUAGUGUGUUUACAUUCUAAAAAGUAGGUGAACAUAUCUACAUGAAAAAAAAAAAAAAAGAAGAAGAAGAAGAAGAAGCUGAAGAAAUUCUUUGAAAAUUCUUAUCUUUGGCUGUGAAUUUUCUUUCAUAUUAUUAUUGUUGUUUAUUAUUACUGUUAUUUAGUUGAUAUUUAGAGUUUCUUGCAUUUGGUGGCUUUAAAUCUUUGUAUGUGUCAUAUACUUUUCUAACCUUAGGACCAUCAAAAUUUUCCUGUAAAUUAUUUUUUCUGUUUUUUAAUGUAUAGUCUGUUUAUCAAUAAUAGUUUUGUAUUAUUAACAUUAUAAUUUUAUUGAAUAUUAAGAUAAUGUUAAGUUUCUCAUAGUUUAAUUUUUUUUACCAUGGUAAACUUCUACAAAAUGUGGUCAUUAACACAUUGUGCAUAUGUAAAAACCGCAUUCUGCAAAGUUAACCUUCCAUGGAAAAAAUAAAGUUUGGUAUAGUUCAGAAUAAAAAAGCAUGUAUAACUUAUGCAAACCUAAAUAUUAUUGCAGUUAAAGGUGAUAAUGAAACAAAUGAUAAUUUGAAAGGAUUUCUAUUACUGUUUUACAAGUAGGUAUGCUGCAAAAAAAAAAGAAAGAAAGGCAGUUCUACACCUCCCAUUCAAUUGGGCCGACUGAUGAAAUUCAAAUUGCAGUUAAAGUCCGUCCACACGAGUACGCUCGCAACGUAGUUGCUGCUUUUUUUCCCACCGCCGUAAAUUCUCCUUAUGCAGAAGUCGUAAAACUUAGUUCGCUCGUGUUCAGCUUUUUUACCCACAAUGUGAACAAACAACCAAUAUCUGUCUCAGUUGUUAUCACAUGUCAUAAUCAGAGAAAACUUCUUGCUUACCCAUUUCAAUAUGGAGUCAGAACCACACAGAGAUGAGUUUUUGCUUAAAGAGAUCGUAACUGUACACAGCAAUAAAAUCAUCAGCAUUGUUUACAGUAUCCUCAGAUUUCUCAAACCAUAUAUAUUGGUAUAUUUUUCAAAUUCUCAUUAAUGGAAGAAAACUCCAUAUUUAUGAAGCAGUGAUCCAACCAGUAUAUCCAUAUGCUUCACCUGUAUAUAAAAUCAUAAGUAAUGGGAACCUAAAUAAAUUGCAGUUUCUACAAAAUCAAAUUUUCUGUCUUACAAAAUUCUCCUUAAUUAUUAUAAAUGUUUUCUAUUUCGUGUGUAAAAAAAUCUCUAUAAAUGUUCCAAUAUUAAGUACUGCAAAAACUAACUUCAACAACUUCUAAAAUAAAGCAGUUGACUGUGAAAAAGUAUUCAAGAAAAUACAGUUACGAAAUUUUCAAGGACAGUUACAACUUAAGUCAUAUGGCUAUCAUUAAUUGAAUAUUAAUUAAAUUACCUUUGCAGUGACUUCUACUUCUUACGUUAUUUUUCGUAAAAACUGCUGUCGCAGAUUAGCUGAAUGGUCAGCUUACUGGAUUGCAAACGGAAAGUUUGGAAGUUCUAACCUCAUCUGUAACCAUUGUAAAUUAAGUUAGCUUUUCUCAUUUUGAAGCGUGUUUCUUAUAUUUAAUCAUGAAUCAUUAUAUUCUUAUUUUAUCUAUUAUUGUUAUUGUUUUCAUUUCUUGUUUUAUCUAUAAUUAUUAUUGUUUUUAAUUUAGUUUAAAAAUGUGCACUGCAAAGAGAAACCAUUAACCCCUUAUGUAAUGACAUGUUUGCAUCUCCAUCCUUAUGUAAUGAUAUGCUUUGUUAUCAUAGAUUAUCUCUAUAUUUUUACCUCAUUGCACAUUUUAUUCUGCACAUAAUUUUACAUAAACUGUCCAAAGUUUGAACCAUAUUCUAAAUUCAAAAAUGAAUAAAAAGAAAAAAAUCUGAAA